CUGCCCUUGACGUCAUGUUUACGGGCACAGAAUGGACCUCUCUAAGAAAAUGUUGUUGUUAGGUGUUACGUGCGCAUGCCGCCAUGCAGCACUACGGGGUGAACGGCUACUCGCUGCACGCCAUGAACUCUCUCAGUGCCAUGUAUAACCUGCACCAGCAGGCGGCCCAGCAGGCCCAGCACGCCCCGGACUACCGGCCGUCAGUGCACGCUCUCACACUGGCCGAGCGCCUGGCUGACAUCAUCUUGGAGGCCCGCUAUGGCUCGCAGCACCGCAAACAGCGCCGCAGCCGCACAGCGUUUACAGCUCAGCAGCUCGAGGCCCUGGAAAAGACCUUCCAGAAGACCCACUAUCCGGAUGUGGUGAUGCGUGAGAGGCUGGCCAUGUGCACCAACCUGCCUGAGGCCCGGGUGCAGGUGUGGUUCAAGAACCGCAGGGCCAAGUUCCGAAAGAAGCAGCGCAGCCUGCAGAAAGAGCAGCUCCAGAAGCAGAAGGAGGCCGAAGGCUCCCACGGGGAAGGCAAGACAGAGGCCCCAACCCCAGACGCCCAGCUGGAGACGGAACAGCCCCCGAGCCUGCCCAGUGGUGACCCUCCCGCUGAGCUUCACCUGAGCCUGUCUGAGCAGUCGGCCAGUGAGUCAGCCCCUGAGGACCAGCCAGACCGGGAGGAGGAUCCCCGGGCAGGGGCCGAGGACCCCAAAACUGAGAAGAGCCCUGGGGCUGAGAGCAAGGGGCUGGGCUGCAAGAGGGGCAGCCCCAAGGCAGAUUCCCCAGGCCUGGCGCUGGCUCCUGCAGCCCCGGGGGGUGGCCUCCUGGGCCCCUCCCACUCCUACUCCUCAUCCCCGCUGAGCCUCUUCCGGCUGCAGGAGCAGUUCCGCCAGCACAUGGCUGCCACCAACAACCUCGUCCACUACUCGUCCUUUGAGGUGGGGGGCCCGGCCCCUGCCGCCGCUGCUGCUGCCGCAGCCGCCGUGCCCUACCUGGGCGUCAACAUGGCCCCGCUGGGCUCCCUACACUGCCAGUCUUACUACCAGUCCCUGUCAGCGGCCGCGGCAGCCCACCAGGGCGUGUGGGGGUCCCCACUGCUGCCCGCACCCCCCGCCGGCCUGGCACCUGCCUCGGCUGCCCUGAACAGUAAAACCACGAGCAUCGAGAACCUGCGGCUUCGGGCCAAGCAGCAUGCGGCCUCUCUGGGACUCGAUACGCUCCCCAACUGACUGCUGGCCUCAGCCUCAGCCAGGGGUCUUGGGUGCCACCUCCCAGCCCCAGGAUUAUACCCCGAUGGCUUGCAAGGAAUUAACUCUAGGAGCCCAGGGAUCCCGGGGCCUUGGAGUCUUGCUCCCAGUCCCCCUCCCCAAAUCCCAGCCCUAGGUGAAGCCCACACUUGCACACCCUCUGCAUGGCCCUUGCUUGGAUCCCAUGGAGGCCACAGGGGGGUGGGGGAGGCGAGGCCAGGGUGCCUGCGGCCUUCUGGGGAGUGAGGCCCACAGGAGCCAGAUCCUCACCCCAGCACAGCCUCCUCCCUGCCUGCCCUCCCUCCUCUCUGCCCCCUAGUAAGUCGAUGUGUGGAAUGUGAGAUAUAAAUAUAAAUAUAUAAAGCUAUAUUUUCAGGCCCCCACCCACCUGCCCCAGGCCCCCUGUAGCCCUUGCCUCCACCUCCGGUGUCCACAUCGCUCUCUGGCUCUUUCUUCCGAGACCUGCCUGUGUCCUGUUGCCUACCCACUCUCCCCAGCCUCCAGCUUCCCCUGCUCUGGACCUUGGCCCAACAUCUUUCCUCCCAGCUCCUGCUUUCUUUCUUUGGUGCUGGCUGUGUGGUGGUGUCAGUCCCCAAGGCUUUGUUUUGUUUGGGAUUGUGACUUUUUGGUCUUAGUAAUUCUGCUUCUUCCUGUUCCUCGCCGCCUACUUCUUCCCACCUGCCUGUCCCCUCCCUGCACGGGUCCUCUUAGGCUGCUGUCCCUUUCCAUCCCCAGUGGAGGUGGGAAGGCCUCUGGCUGGAGACCCCCCGCUGCCCCUGGAGGAACCAGCGCUGGCCCCCUUUGCUGCCCUCCCUCAGGCCCUGCAUCUAGAAGUAGUCACGUGUCACGUUCUCUUCUCAGCUUUGAAGCCCCAUUCCCAAGAUCAAGGAGGAGGGGAGUGGAGGCAGGAGUAGGGUUGAGGCGGGCAGGAGCAGGGCAGCCUUCCUGCCCAGAAGGGCUCCAGGAAGAGGCCUGCAGCCAGUGUUCAGCCAGGACUGACCGCAGGGCUCUAGAUCUCUCUGGUGAGACUUCUCUGGCUGAGGGCGGCAACAGGGGGAGGGCUGCUCUCCGAGAGAGGUCCCUCCAGGGCAACAGGGUUGGGGGCGGGUUCUCCUCUCCCACUGCCUGGCCUCCAGGUUCAGCCGUUAGAGUCCAUUGCAGGGGUGGGGCUGAGCCAGGAAGCGAGGCGGAAUUCUAACUCCUGUCACACUAAGUGCAAACCACACAGCAGUGCACGGUCUCUGUCUUGCUGACAGGCCAUCUGGGGCCAAGUAUUGAAGUGAGGGCUUCCAGCCAGCUAGUCGCUGACACCGAAAGGUGUGCUCCUCUCCUUGGCCGGGAACCCAGCUCAGCAAACUCCCCUUCCAAGCUGUGUGGCCUGGAGUCAGCCCAUAGCCUCUCUGGGCCUGUGUUCUGGGCUGGAUGAGAUGGCCUGUAACAUCCUGCUUAUCUGUGCUCACAUCCCUGGCAGGGCAGAAGUUUUUAGUUAAACUAACAACAACAAAAAUGGCAAAAAGGUUCUAGAAAGUACACUGGAUGAGUUGGAAAAUUACUGUUGCCUUGCUGGGGAGCAAUGAGUGGUGCAGGUGCAAGCUUCUGCAUGGACACAGCCAGUCUCUGGGCCUCAGUUUCCCAAUACAUAGAAUGGGUCCCUUCGAGUUGAGAAAAUCGGGAUGGAAUCCUGAUCUACCUACCUGAGCUAUGGUGCCAGCCUCUGUGGUUGCUCCAUCGCCGUGCCUUCACACAGUGUCAGGGGCUCAGGGCAAGGAGAGGAGAGUGGCCAGCACAGAUUCUGAGUUGUGAUCCCCAACUCUUUGUGACUUGCCACUGAGCCCUCCACCCCCUGCUUAGAGAAACUACAUCUAGAAAGGGGGGUGCAGAGUCCUGAGGUGUGUCUCCUCUCCCUGUGCUGAGGGGCAGGGGGUUGUCUGUUGGUGCCAGGCACUAUUGGCUUGCAGAGUAGAUGAUGCCCAUCAUCCUUGGGCAGGGGGAUGUCCAUCUGAGCUGGGGCAGAUGGAGAAGACUUUGGAUGGGAAAAAGUGAGGGAGAUGGUAGCCGGGGCCCGGAAAGCUAUUUGAACAAGGCAACGGAGUGAGACUAGGUGGCCGGUGGGGCAAGGGGCCCUGGUUUCAUGAGAGGCGAGGUUGAGGGACUUGAAUCCAGGCUAAAAGCUCACCCUGAUGGGGCAGGCACCAAGACAGGCAGGUGGGGGUGGAGGGGGUGAGUUGAACCGGGAUCUGGGAUCUGGGAUUUGGAAGGUGAAUCCAACAGCCACAGGAACAUCAGAUGAGAGGAGACUUAGGCAGAAGGACUAAAGCAGGGAGGCGGUGGAGACACUAGGAGACAGAAGGGAUUUUUGGUGUGUCUUCUGGGAUCAGUUCCAGGAAGGUCUGUUUCUGAAGUGAAAACAGUCUCAUCUAGACCAAGCAUGAGCACUGAUGCUUUUCCCAGUCUCUGGAUGCAGGAGACUGUCAGUGGGCUUUGGAAUCCAGCAGCUCUGGACCUCACCACCUCCUCCAGGAAGCCUCCCCUGAUCUAAGGGGCAGAUCCAUCCUGGAACCAUGUUCUGUCGUGGCUGGAGCCAGGCCCCCCUCAGGCUCAGCCAGCUUCCCCCAGAUCUUUGUCAACACUUCAUUCGAUUGAGCCGGCUACACCAGCCCAGAGAAGACAGGGAGAGCGUGUAGGACCCCCGGCACCUGGAGUGGGAGUCAGCCUAGUUUAGGGGACCAGACUGAGUUCCUGAAAGCGCUGUCCUGAGUCUCCUACAGGACCCUGAGGGUAUGGGCUUGGGGAGGGCCCCUGGCCCCUGAGAUGGAGGCCUUUCCAGGCCUGCUGGCUGACGCUGAGACUCCAUCUCCGACUCUUCCUUCCAGGAAGGUCUCCUUCCUCACCCCUCCCUCUGAUUUGAGGGCUCCGUUUCCCUGCUUCUUCACUGCUGCAGAGCAUGGUCCAGGAGCCUGGGCCUCUCCCUGACUCUGCAGCUGGCGGGCUGGACAGACUGCUUUCCAUCCCAGCUGCUUUGUGACCAUUUGUGCUUAGAGGUCAUGCCAGGCCGUGGCAAAAGCACUGUGUACCGUAUUUAUUUAUUCUGUUAGCUGAAAUAAACAAGACUCAGAUUUCCCCCUCCCUGCCCUGCCUCCUGUGUAGUGCAGCAUGACGCUCUGUCCUGUGAUCCGUCUGUCCGUCUGACUUCCUGUGAUGUUGUGACCUGUUCUUUGUCCUUCUUGGCUAAUAAAAGAA
Messenger RNA from Mustela erminea (ermine), 4475 nucleotides. RefSeq names its product diencephalon/mesencephalon homeobox 1 (gene DMBX1). The transcript has 5 exons. Bases 84 to 1217 code for a protein of 377 amino acids. Gene Ontology annotation, biological process: regulation of transcription by RNA polymerase II. Gene Ontology annotation, molecular function: RNA polymerase II transcription regulatory region sequence-specific DNA binding; DNA-binding transcription factor activity, RNA polymerase II-specific. The record is from RefSeq and is a predicted model, not a curated record. NCBI's taxonomy places the organism in Eukaryota, Metazoa, Chordata, Mammalia, Carnivora, Mustelidae.